GCUAAUUGACGAUGUUCCCCAAACGAUUUGCCCUUUUUGUUCCUGAAUAGUUUUCAACCAUACAUUCCAUAGGAAGCACAUGAGACCACUCAUUAAACUGUAACAAACGACAAAACAUGAAAAUCUUGCGGUCUAAUGUUGUGAUGGAGCAUCAGUUAGUUUCUCUUCCACUUACCUAUCCAUGAUCGUCCCUUGCAAAGCUUCAAGCUUUAACAACGAACCUAUACUUGCAGAAUUUCCCUUCCAAAUAUUUCACCGCACCAAAAGCAAAAACAAAUGUUGCCUAGUCUCGUAUAACGGAAACAGGAUCAAACUCAACAGUAGCAGAAUUUACGCCUCCAAGGACCACAAUAAUUGUUAUAAUGGAAGUGGUAAUGGGAAGAUUAGGGUUGAGAAAGGAGAAAACGAGGUGCGCUGCGAAGUUGAUGUGGUUUCAUGGCGGGAACGGAGGGUUAGAGCCGAAAUAUCGGUGAAUGCUGAUGUUGACUCUGUUUGGAAUGCUCUCACCGACUAUGAACGUCUGGCGGAUUUUAUCCCAAAUCUUGUUUGCAGUGGGAGAAUUCCUUGUCCACAUCCUGGGAGGAUAUGGUUGGAGCAGAGAGGUUUGCAAAGGGCGCUAUACUGGCAUAUUGAAGCUCGAGUGGUAUUGGAUCUCCAAGAGUUUCUUCAUUCAGCCAAUGAUCGGGAGCUUUACUUUACAAUGGUUGAUGGUGACUUUAAGAAGUUUGAGGGCAAAUGGUCCAUAAAAUCUGGUACAAGGUCAAACACUGCCAUAUUAACCUAUGAAGUCAAUGUGAUUCCUAGAUUCAACUUUCCAACCAUCUUUUUGGAAAGGAUAAUCAGAUCAGAUCUUCCUGUGAAUCUUCAAGCCUUGGCUUGUCAAGCUGAAAGAAGUUUUGAAGGGAAUCAGAAGACAUUAUUAAUAAAUAAGUCCUUGGGCAAAAUAUCUUUGCCUGCCCUUACUUCACCUGUCAUAGACUUGGAUAGUUCCCUGCUUGAGAAGACCUCUGGAAAGCUUAAAGAGUAUAAAACAAACUCCAAUUUUGGUCCUGUGCCUUCAUGUCAAAGUGAUUUAAAUAGUAAUUGGGGUGUAUUUGGUAAAGUUUGCAGACUUGAUAAGCCUUGCAUGGUUGAUGAAGUUCAUCUUCGUAGAUUUGAUGGUCUAUUGGAAAAUGGAGGUGUUCAUCGCUGUGUUGUUGCUAGCAUAACUGUGAAGGCUCCUGUUCGUGAAGUUUGGAAUGUUUUGACCGCAUAUGAGAGUCUUCCUGAGUUUGUUCCAAACUUAGCUAUCAGUAAGAUUUUGUUGCGAGAGAACAACAAAGUUCGCAUUCUUCAGGAGGGAUGUAAGGGCCUACUGUAUAUGGUACUUCAUGCACGUGUUGUUCUAGAUAUAUGUGAACUACUUGAGCAGGAGAUUAGUUUUGAGCAGGUUGAAGGAGACUUUGAUUCAUUUCAGGGAAAAUGGAUUCUAGAACAGUUGGGUAGUCAUCACACGUUGUUGAAGUACACUGUAGAGUCGAAAAUGCACAAAAAUUCAUUGCUUUCUGAAGCUAUUAUGGAAGAGGUUAUCUAUGAGGAUCUUCCAUCAAACUUAUGUGCUAUUCGAGAUUAUGUAGAGAAAAGGGAAGCAGAAAAUCCUGAAAAAACAUAUUGCGACAGACAAUCAGAGGAAUUAGUUGCCUCAUUGAGCAAUGUCAAUGAAACUGAUUGUGGUGAAAUAGCUAAGCAACUUUCUAAUUCAGAUGGUCCAGAUUCAUCUAAACAAAGACCUAGAGUUCCAGGCUUGCAGAGUGACAUAGAAGUCCUUAAAGCAGAGCUCCUAAAAUUUAUAUCUGAACAUGGGCAGGAAGGAUUUAUGCCUAUGAGAAAACAACUUCGUUUACAUGGCAGGGUAGAUAUUGAAAAGGCCAUUACCCGCAUGGGUGGAUUUCGAAGGGUAGCAUCAUUGUUGAAUCUCUCCCUAGCUUAUAAGCACCGCAAACCUAAGGGUUACUGGGACAACCUUGAGAAUUUGCAGGAAGAGAUCAGUCGAUUCCAGGAGAGCUGGGGAAUGGACCCAUCAUUUAUGCCCAGUAGAAAAGCUUUUGAGCGCGCUGGUAAAAGAUCUUCUUUGCAUUUCUGUUAUGAUAUAUGCUUGUCACAUCAAACUCUAGGACGUUAUGACAUUGCUCGUGCAUUAGAGAAAUGGGGAGGUCUACAUGAAGUAUCGCGUCUUUUAUCGCUGAAGAUGAGGCACCCCAACAGACAUGCAAAUACUGAAAAGGAUAAGAAAACUGAUUUAGAAGGUGAAAGUAAAAUUACGUCUAAACCUUGUAUUUCCCAAGAUACAGAAAAAUGGAUCAUGAAACUGAAAGAUUUGGACAUUGAUUGGGUAGAAUAAGCAUGAACUCUAGCAGAGUAUUUUUUAUAUUAAUGUUGGGAAUUAAAAUUUUAAUGUUUUAAUAAAAAAAUAAAGAAUUUCAGCGAUAGAUUAAAUUUGAACCAUAUGUUGUGUAUUUCAUUAAUCAGUAAUAGUAUGUGAGGUGAGUAAUGUGGUUACCAUGUGUAAGCGUCUUAUUUGUUAAAGAAAAGUAGAAUAGAACGCUUACCAUUUCAUCCUAUAUUUAUUACGUUUUGUCAUGUAACUCAUCACAAAUAUUUAAAUUCUAACAUUCUGUGCUUCAUAUUACUGUUAA
Molecule: messenger RNA, 2675 nt
Organism: Mangifera indica (mango)
Lineage: Eukaryota; Viridiplantae; Streptophyta; Magnoliopsida; Sapindales; Anacardiaceae
Exons: 10
Coding region: 182-2380 (732 amino acids)
Biological process (GO): regulation of photosynthesis, light reaction
Source: RefSeq, a predicted model, not a curated record